AUGCUGAAGGGAAUAGUUUCGAGGACUCUAACAUCCAUCCUCGAUGAAUUUAUGAAGCCAGUAAAGUCCCGACAGAUGAAAAUGGAUAUUCUUAAAGGAAUUACGGAGAUUAGAGACUUAGAACUUCAAGAAAAAGCAUUCGAAAAAGUUGGAUUAGGUUUACUUGUUGAAAAGGGUAUAAUAUCAAGACUUUACUUGAACUUUCCAUGGACAAAGCUAGAAUCUGCUCCUACUAUUGUACAAAUUGAAGAUAUUCAUGUUUCUUUGAAAGUAGAUUGGGAUUACUUUGUACAGUCAAGUGAUGAAAUGACAAGCCAAAAAGUACGAGGUCAAAACAAGCAAAAAGAUGUCGACAAUCUCAAACAAGCAUUAGGCUUUUUAGACAAAUUUGUGGAUAAUUUAAAUGUAUUAGUUAAAAAUAUUUACGUUUCGAUUACAGUUCCGACCGAUGCAGGAACCAGUACAAUAGGAUUUGUCCUUCCUGAGUUCAAAAUCGAAUCUUCAAACCAAAUGAAAAUAGGCGAUCGUUCUUUUUUCUCAAAAAUCAUAUCAAUUACAGGAAUGUACAUGUUCAUGGAUGCAAACAUCCCAAGCAUUCCUUUAGAAUCUCCACUUGAGUUUGUCAAAUUUUUCGAAAAAUCACAAAGACAAAUUAUUUUAGAUUAUCCGCACAUUGAAGUCUUUUAUUCCCACUACAGAGAUACUCUUACUCCUAUCAUGAACUCCAUUGAAUGUAACUUUAAUGAAGUUGUAUUUCAAUUAACGCAAGAACAGAUCAAACAGAUCUCAUUGAUAUCAGUUCUCUUAUCCAAAUCAUUGUGCAGACAGAAAUACGUAGAAUGCGCUCGACCAAAGAACUUAUACGAUGAAGAAAAAAUGUUAUUCUACGCAAUGAGAUGUGCAUCUGUUCAACAUGGAAAGAAGUACUUUUCUGCUAAGUUGGCACUCGAAUUUCUCAAGAAUAGAAAGGAAUAUUACAACUUAUACAAAAAAUCUUUGGAUCAAAAUAUUUUUACAAGAAAAAGUGCCAAAAAAUUUGACAGCUUCAUAACAAAUCUCAGCAAAUCGUCCAAAAUUCUUUUGCUUCAAUACGCCAAAGCGAGAAGGCGUGUUGAAUUAUCAAUAAAAGUCAAUCAAUUGACAGAAGAAGAGAAAAGAGAAUUGCAAAAACAAAGUGAAGGAUUCAUGUCAACUUUGAAUUCAUUUCAAAUGUUCGGAAUCAUAAACAAGAUCAAUAUCAAGCUGCUUAAUAAUGAUAAAACAGAUUUUGCUAAUUUGGAAAUCUUGAAUUACUCAGUUCGUGGAUUUAUUUCUGAUGUUUUGCAUCAAUAUUCUAUUUCUUUGCAAGAUAUAAAUAUUGAUAUACAAAACAACAAAUUCAUGACUGCCGUUCAUAAUGUAAGUACAUGGAUGACAUUGACAUUCAGUUAUGGACAUGAUUUGGCAACAAUUCAAGGAAGAACUGGACAAUUAAUUUUUAAUUUUGACAAAGUUUUGGAUUUCUUGAGAUAUUUGGAUGGAAACGCUUUCAAAUUUAAGUUCAUUGAUAUAAACAUGAUACCGUUCGUCAUCAAUGUCUAUAAUCUAAAGAAAUGGGAUAUGACAUUCGACAUGGAAACAAUUUCUUUUGAACUAGACAAAUUAAAGAUUCAAACAAAAGUUUCUUUGAUGAAUGAUGAUAAACAAAAAUCAAGAAAAGACGAAGAUAUAUUUUUAUCUAUCUUUAGCAGCUUGAAUAUCAUCAAUGAUGAAUUCGUUUGUCUCGAGAAAAUGGACACUGACGUAAAAUUCAAAUCAAAAUUGGUCAAUAGAGAAUUUUUGAUGUCAGAUUUGACAUGUAAACUUAUGAAUUUAAAUCUGACAAUUGAUGACAAAACAUUAGAAUUUGUAUUUAAUUAUACUAAUUCUAUAUUGGAAUGUUUGCAUGCGCAGAAGUUAGAUGAUAUAAUUUUGAAGUCUUUUAUGACAAUUGUUGAAAGAAACAACAAACAAUUUAAUUUGUUUUUGCCGUUGUUCUCUUACGAAAUUAAUCAAGUGAAAAACAAUGUUAAAACAAUAUCAAGGAAGAAUUUCUUGAGAGAUUUAUUCGAUCCACAAUCGAUGCUCAUGAAAUUAGAUUUCAAAGUCUGCGAAUUUUUCGUUUUGAAAGAUUUUUCAUGUCAAAUUAAUCAAAGUAUUAUGAGUGUUGAUAUUGGAAAAAUUGCAGUAACUGCUUUUCCAAACAUCAUUGAUUUCAUUCCAGUACAGAUCCAGAAACAGAUAACAGAGACAAUCAAAAGAACUUCCAUUGAUAAUUUGUUGGAUAGCAGUCUAAUUAAAGAUUUGGAAAAGUCAGAAGAAGCUGAACAAUCAAUUCUUGGAGAAGUAAAUGAUAGCACGAAAUGUUUCAUUGCUGAAGAAAUACAAGAAAGUAAAUGGCAGCCAAGAAAGAAAUUCGAUCUCAGUUUUCUGCCAAAAUUUAAAACAAAAAUUUCUGAAUUUUUCCUUGAAUGGAAGAACAACGAAAACAAUGCUGUUUAUUGUGAUAUCGUACUUCCAAACAUCAAAAUGUCUUGUAUACCAAAAUCAUUGUCUUUCUCUUUAUCUUUACCUGAAAUGAGUAUGAUUUCUGGUCAGGAAAAAUCUGUUUUUAUUCAGCAGAUCAAGAUGUUCAUGACUUUAUCGACUUACGACAAGAUUUGGUCGAUGAACAAAAAUGAUAUUUAUGACUUUAAUUUUGACACAAAUGACAAAAACAAUUUUCUCAAUAAAAUAACCGUUUUUGUUGAUAUUUCUGACAUGAAUGUUGUUUAUGAUCAUUUAACAGCGAAAUCAUAUGUUUCAUUUCUUAAUGAAAUGAUGCCAAGCAUUGAAAAGCUGAUGCCGAAAGAGUUCGAUGUCAAAUCAAAUAUUCCUGUUGAUUUGAGUUUCGGAUUGAACAAAUUCCAAAUGAAUUUGAAAGAAAUCGAUUUCGGAAUAUUGACAAAUGGUGUUGCUUUUUCGAUGCAUGGAAAAGAAAUAGGAUCUGAAGUGAAGUCAUUCCAAAUUUUACAGAACAAAAUCAAAUCAAAAAUUAUCACUCAUCCUGAUGAUUUUUUGGUUAAAAUUGAAACGAUAGGAAAAGUGCCAAAUAUUACAUUGAAUUCAUUAACAUUUAUUUUGCAUCCUGCUGUUUUUACUCCAUUAUUAGUUUAUCUUUGGAGAACUCCUUUCUGGAAACUUAAAAUUCCAAAAGUCAAAGCAAAUGUUGACUACAAUUUUGUUGGAAAAUUAAAUGCAGAUAGCAUCAGAGUUCUACUUCCAAGUCAAGUAGAUCUAGGAAUGUCUGAUGAAGUUUUGAGUGUUUAUUUGUCUGCAAAAAUGAGUGCAGAUGAAAAUUCAAUAGAUGUAAAGUCUAUCGUUCGUGAUGUCAGAUUUGUUUCUUUGACGAAGAAUUUCGAAUUCCCACAGAUCAUUGAUCAUUUGUCUUGUUUCGCUUUAAUAAGACAACCGAACUAUUUAGCAAAAAUGGCUAAAAAGUCAAAAGCAAUCAAUAGAUCUGAAAGUGUCAAAAUUGAAUCAGAUGAAAAUAAACUGACAAAAAGUGACGGUCCUAUAACUAAAUCCAAAUCAACAUUUGAGAUUUCUAAGACAGAAAAGAACGAAAAACCUAUUCCUGAAUCGAAGUCAUAUGAUGCAAAUCUUAAAAACAAAAAUAAUGAUUUGGAUGAAUAUUUGGGUGUCAAAACUGUGAGUUUUGGAAUUGAUGAUGACGUCAACUUUUCAUUCAGUCCUGAAGAUGUCUAUGGUGUUUAUUCCAUCUUAAAAGAUUGGUUAAGUGUCCAACUUCCUGCAAUGAAUUUGCAAAUGCCGAAAGCAUCUCCACCACCUUGUUUAUUCGUCACAACAAAAGACAUCAAAAUAAGAAUUUGCCACAGCAACAGAAAUUCUUCAAAAGAACAGGCAACAAUCAUAAUUUACAUGCCACCAAUAGAUAUCGCUGCAAGUAAUUCAAAUGAAAGAACAACGUUUGUUUUACAAACUAAGUUUGGAGUGAAUCAUUUUAAUUCUUGCACAGGAAACAUUGAUUCUAUUGUUGAUGAAACAGAGUUGAUUUUGUCUUAUACGUCAACAGAUGACAAAGUAGACAUUGUUUCAUUGAUUGAUUCUCCUUUCACGAUCUCUUUGAGUUAUCAUUUCAUUAGAGAACUGAAAUCAUUGAUCGAAGUUGCUGUUGAACCACGUCAUUCUCAUAACAUAAUACAGAAUCCUGAUUAUUGGUUGAAAUCCACAUGUUUCGAUGAAAUCAUUGUUUCUGUUACGGAUGCAAGUACUUUGUUUUUAUUCCCUGGUGAUUUAAUUCCUGCUUUCUUCAUCACAGCGAAUUCUUUCAUCAUUGUUACAAUAAAUAACAAAUCAAAGAAAUUUAGAGCGACUGAUAUUUUGUAUCCGAUUUCUUUGAGUGAAAGUGUUGUCAUUGCCAAGCAUCCGUACAACGGGGGAAUGAUGUUGGAAUUCGCUUCGAAAUACUCCAUGAAAAACGAUUUGAGUUUUGACCUUUAUAUUUAUGUCAAAACGAACAGUGGAUUUGUAUUUUUAUGUGUUCUUCCAAGACAUGAAAUUAGAUCUCUUCUACCUUAUUCAGGUACUUAUUUUUUUGCCUCUUCUAAAAGAAUGCCAACGAAUAAACCGCAUUUAACAAUCCUUGGACCAAAAGAAAAUACAAAUAAAUGCGAUGUUUAUUCAGAUGAUAAUUACGUUCCAUGUACAAUUUCUAAACAAAAAAGUGAUAUUUUCGGUUUUGACAUUUUAAGUAUUACUGAAGAAUUCACUUUGAAGAACUUAGUACCAUAUUCCAUGCAUUACAACAUCAACAACCAGAAAUUUUUGGCUAAUUAUGGUGAAACAAUUCCGAUUCCAAAUUUCGGAUCGAAAAAUUAUGUUUCAAUUACUGCUUCUUACGAUGAUACCAAUUAUCCAACUUAUGACUGGUUGUAUUUCACUGGCAAGGAUAUCCAAUACAUUCCUGCUUAUGUCUGCAAGAAUAUUUCAUUGUUUUGCGUGAUAGAAGACAAAACAUUGAUUGUUUAUUCCCCUGUUGUUUUGUUUAAUUCUACAAGUAAUCAGUUGAAAAUUGAAAAUGAAAUUUUACCACCAGGAAACUUCACUUUGUGGUCUUUCAAGACACAGAAACUUAUUUCACUUGAAAUCUUCCAGAAGUCAAGACAAUUGAAGAACGCAAUUGACCCUUCAAUUGCUGGUGUUUGUGAUGAAUUGUUUUUGGAAAAUUUGUCAAAUGAUUUGUAUUAUUCUUUGAGAUACAAAAGUGAACGCCAAAGUAAUGAUUUCUAUAGAACAAUAGCUAUUACUAUAACUGAUGGAAUUAGAGUAGAUAACAAACUUGAUUACGGAAUAACUUUGAUUCCCAAAUGCGAAAUUUCUGAUGCAGAUUUGAUGUCAUUUUUCAUCCCACCACAAACAAUGAAAAUAUUCAACAUCACAUCGAAAGAAAAGAAAUAUUCAUUGGGAAUCGGUGUUGAUAAUUGCGAUAGAACUAUUAUUCUUUCAAAGCCUCUUCCGAAAACAGUUUUUAAGAUGAAAAGAGAUGGAAACUUCGAAUUCAUCGAAAUAGAAGUCAAAGAUGAAUUGACAUCUAUUUUUGUUACUUUAAGAAAAGUUUAUCAAAGUCGUUUUAUCAUUUCUAAUGAUUUAACAAUUCCUUUCUAUUUCUACCAAGAAAACGAAGAUGAAAAAGUUUUGGUUCAACCGAAUUCUUUCGAAGAUUUCGCCUAUGAAGAACCAUUCGGUCCGAAACAGAUUUAUUUCGUUUUACAAGAAAGCAAAUUCUGUAUUUCCUUGGAUGACACGAAUAGACAAAUUAUGUUGAACAAAUCAUUCGAUCACAGGAAAGUUUAUAUUGUCAUCAAAUACGUGAAAGGACAAUGUAGAAUCUCUCUUGUAAACGAAGGAAUACAGAAAGAUAAUCUUGUUAAAAGCGGACAAUUCCAGUUGUCUAUCAAUUCAAUUUAUUUCUCUUUAAUUGAUGAUUUGUUCAGAGAAAUUUUGUGCGCGAACUUCAAUUUGAUCGAUCUGUUGUCAGAGAUGAAAGAUGACUACAUUUCAUUGAGACUUAAAAUAGAUUCAAUGACAGUUGACGAUCAAAAUGAAACUUCACCUCACCCGGCCAUUAUUCGAUCAGAAAAUCGGACAUUCUUUGAUUUACAUUUCAUUUUCCAGACAGAUGUUUUGCAGAGCCACGAAAUACUUUAUAUUUCGAUGAUUAUGCAGCCUCUCCAUGUUUAUGUUGUUCCUCAAUUUUUGAGUGAUGUUUAUUCAUUCUUUUUGUCAUUGGAUAUCGAGAAAGACUUGAUGUCAAUUAUUUCUCCUGCAAGAAGCAGUUUCGGAAUAUCGAAUGAGAUCAAAAUCGCAUGGGCAGAUAUCUUCCCUCUCGAUAUAUAUUUGUCAAUUACGAAUGCAGACAAAUACGUCCAAAGAUAUCCGUUCCAAUCGAUAUUCAGACCUUUCAUCUCAUUGAGCGAAAGGAGACUUAGUUUGCCUGCUUUCUUCUUGACGGAAUUCAACGGAUCACUCCAAGAAAUUGCAAACGAACUUACAUUCGUUUAUGCAGUUAAUGGAUUGGAUUUCUUGUUAUCAAACAUGGGAACACUCGGAACAUUGUUGAAAUGGGUUGGCGUUGUUGGACGUGUUCGUUCUAAGUUAAACAUCAAUCAUGAUAAAUUUAGGAACCUUCCAAUCGAAUUAUCAACAGAACACAACUACGACAACAGAGUUACAUGGCUUGGCUGUUUCAACAACUACACAAUACAAAAUGUUUUUGUUAUCCAAAACAAUUUCAAUGUCACUGAAUCUCUUUUGUCAAAAAUUUUGAAUUCUCCAUCCAAAGAAAUCACGGCAUGUAUUAUCAACACAAAAGCUGUGAUUGGAUCAAUUGUUGCACAGCCGAGAGUCAACAACCAAUCAGUGACAAUGUUCAGAAGAAGAUUACCUUUGUGUUGUUUGACAAAUUCUGUUACAAAUUACAACGAGAAAAUAUCAAGAUGCCAACAGAUAUUGAUCGAAAAGAAGCUCGGAAGGCCGAUGUUCUUCGGUAAGAUGGUUGACAAGAACAACUAUUUAGUGUUUGUUACAAUUGAUUACGUUUGUUGUUUGUCACCAGAUUACUUAGUUGAGUGGAGUUGUCCUGUUUUAGGUGUCGAAUCAAUCUUGAAUGAUGGAAAGAUUAUUACAAUGCAUUAUGCACGUGAAACUAGAGUUGUCGAAUCUGACCAUGCUGGUGCAAUUGUUUUAUUCAUUUCUACUUCAUAA
Messenger RNA from Trichomonas vaginalis G3, 7284 nucleotides. RefSeq names its product chorein amino terminal domain family. The coding region runs from base 1 to 7284 and encodes 2427 amino acids. The record is from RefSeq and is a predicted model, not a curated record. NCBI's taxonomy places the organism in Eukaryota, Parabasalia, Trichomonadida, Trichomonadidae. The transcript has a single exon.